AUGGCCCCGAUUGACGACCCGCCCCCUUUGCGCUGCCCUCCAGGUACCUCUUCAAGUACAUCAUCAUUGGCGACACCGGUGAGUUGGGCGGGAUUCCGAAUCACGCGCCCGGCGAUCGUGCCGGCAAGGCGCUGGGUGAAGAGCGGGCUGAAUGGCGGGCUGGCCUGCGCAGGGGUGGGCAAGUCGUGCCUGCUGCUGCAGUUCACCGACAAGCGCUUCCAGCCGGUGCACGACCUGACGAUAGGGGUCGAGUUCGGCGCGCGGAUGAUCAACAUAAACAGCAAGCAGAUCAAGCUGCAGAUCUGGGACACGGCUGGGCAGGAGUCCUUCAGGUCCAUCACGAGGUCCUACUACCGCGGCGCCGCGGGCGCUCUCCUUGUGUACGACAUCACCAGACGGGACACGUUCAACCACCUCGCCAGCUGGCUGGAGGACGCCCGGCAGCACGCCAACCAGAACAUGACCAUCAUGCUGAUUGGCAACAAGAGCGACCUUAAUGCCCGAAGGGCAGUGUCGACCGAGGAAGGGGAACAAUUUGCAAAAGAGCAUGGCCUCAUAUUCUUGGAGACAUCUGCCAAAACGGCAGUCAAUGUGGAAGAUGCUUUCAUCAACACAGCAAAAAAGAUCUACGAAAAGAUCGAGCAGGGGGUAUUUGAUGUUUCCAAUGAGGUAUGGAGAGUGGGUGUGCGAGGCACCUGGUGUAUGGAUUGUUGGGCAACGACAUGGAACACUGUUGAAUAG
Ostreobium quekettii is the source of this 741-nucleotide messenger RNA. The record is from the annotation of a GenBank genome assembly. Lineage: Eukaryota; Viridiplantae; Chlorophyta; Ulvophyceae; Bryopsidales; Ostreobiaceae.